AUGUCGUUCGGACAGGCCUCCUCUUAUGAUGACCAGGACUCUGACGAGAUGUCCAGGGAAGGCGAUGAGCAUGCUGCUCUGCGCACGGAUGUUGACGAGUUUCCGAUAGUAGCAACACUCUCGGAAUCUCAGGAUGUCGGCUUCACUCAAGGAAAUGACGUGGGCUCGAGCGAUGCGGGUAUCUCCGCCUUCACCGCCGUAUCUCAAUACCCGAACGCUUUCGACGACGACUCGAAUGCUCUCGCCGUCUCGGAAGUCGUUAACGCCGUCAUCGGGCGGGAAGAGUAUCUUCGGGGAGAGGGGAGGCACGUCCGAGCUGCAUCAGUCGGCCGCUCGUCGUCCCCACCAGCGGAUCUGUAUAUGUCUGAUUCAGAAACAACUGAUGUUCUUGGUCAUCAAGGUGGAGUGCCUAUCGGACCGUACAUGACCAGUGGCAGAAUGGCCAUGGACAGUAUCCUGGCGAACGAUCCAACCCUGGGACACCAUUUUUCUGCCAUUCCCGAAGAAAGCGACGAGGACGAUGUGGGCGAUUUGAUUAUGGAUUACGAGUCACCAAUGCCGCGAGAUGGGUUUAGCGUCUCCGACCAUGAGGAGGAUCCCGACGAUACGCAAAAGUUUUAUCUGGAUCAUGACGAUGACUAUUACCAAGAGCACAUGGACCGUCCGCGGACGCGCGAAGCUACCGCGCAACUCGCCGAUGUCGACUUUAACGAUUUCUACCGAGCGUUCGACUAUGAUCCGCUUCCAAUGGUGAUGGAAGCAGCCCCUGUCGGUAAUCACGGCGAUCACAACAAUUUUCCAGAAGGUGACGCGAUAGGAGGGGUCCCAGGAAUAGACGCCCACCUUCCUGCAUCUGUAAUCCACGGCACGACUCACGAACGGAAUCUCAAUAUCGAUCAGUUUAUCAACCAGUGGCUCCUGGAAUCGACCACGCGCUCAACACCUAGUCUUCCGCUGAUAUCCAGGUUGCUACCGCCGUACCCAUUGUCCAGGAUUCUCGGAUGGACGCCGCCGGAGAAGAUUAUCCGGCCGAACAACUACAACAGAGACUUCUACGAUAUUCAACAGAUCCCUUGGUGGGAAGCCCUACGCGUAAAGCGGUCGGAUGCACGUGAACUACGAGACCUCUGGUAUACGUCGUAUCACAACGUGGACUAUCCGCAUCAUCAGACGGACGGCAAACUUCCGCAAGAAGAGUUCUAUUUUCGAGAGAAAUCGAUGCACACUAAACAUCGUGCCUCUAUCGAACACUUCCAGCUGCGGAAUUUGAUGUCUGUCCCGGCAUACAACACGGUCCAUUUCUCACACGAGUCGAAGGUCUACUCGUGGGUUCCGGCGCAUGAGGACCUGAGUUGCUUGAUUGACCUGUCCAAACCGCCAAUUAAUUCUGGAUUCCGCGGCCCUGUCAAAAUUUCGACCAUGAAAUCUGCGCACAAUGUCUGCAUCGCCGGUGGGUUUACCGGGGAAUAUGCCCUGCGACCGGCGGGCAAGGAGGGCGCAAAUGUGGAGGGGUAUGUGACGACCAAUGCCAAUGGCAUCACCAACCACAUUGAUAUCGUCCCGAGCCGGACAAGUCAUGCUCCGAUGGCGAUAUUUGCGUCGAAUGACCAGCACCUUCGCGUGCUGGAUUGUGAGACCAACACUUUUAUUGCGGAUCACGAGCUGUCGCGAGCAAUCAAUUGCACCGCCACGUCCCCCGAUGGGCGAUUGCGUGUGGUCAUUGGGGAUUCCCCGGACGCUUGGGUGGUGGAAGCAGACACAGGGCGACCGGUGCAGCCGCUCCGUGGUCAUCGCGAUUUCGGCUUCGCGUGCGCAUGGUCGCCGGACAUGCGACACAUCGCUACAAGCAACCAAGACAAGACUGUGAUCAUCUGGGACGCCCGCACCUGGCGAAUCUUACAAACGAUCGAGUCAGACGUAGCAGGGUAUCGCUCUGUCCGAUUCUCCCCGGUCGGUGGAGGCCCCCGAACGCUGCUACUGGCCGAACCGGCGGACCGGAUUGCCAUCGUCAAUGCGCAGACGUACCAGACUCGGCAGGUCCAUGAUUUCUUUGGAGAGAUCGGCGGAGCGGACUUUUCACCGGACGGCAGCACGAUCUGGGUGGCGAACACAGACGAGCACUUUGGCGGGUUCAUGGAGUUUGACCGCCGGCAAUGGGGCCAGCCGUACGGACCACGGGGGCUUCCCAACGAGUGGAUACGUGAGGCGGACCUCGACGAGGACGAGCGGUGUGUGCUCAGCGAGCGGGAGCGACAGAUGAGGUUCUGGUGGAAUCUGAGCGAUGAAGAACACGAGACAUUACUGCUGUAG
This is a messenger RNA of Aspergillus udagawae, 2310 nucleotides long. Its product is annotated as WD40 repeat domain-containing protein. The coding region runs from base 1 to 2310 and encodes 769 amino acids. Gene Ontology annotation, molecular function: protein binding. The record is from RefSeq and is a predicted model, not a curated record. The transcript has 2 exons. Lineage: Eukaryota; Fungi; Ascomycota; Eurotiomycetes; Eurotiales; Aspergillaceae.